AUGAGUGUGUUGAAGCGCAGGUUCAACCCAGAGCAAACUUCUGACCAAAUUUACAAUACUGAAACUGGAUAUUGCUCGGUCGAGUUAUACAAUGCUUGCAAAGACAUCUACCGCGUAGCUCCUAGCUACAAGAUUCCCGUUCCGUUCCCCUGGGUCGUCAAGAAGGCUUCACAAGCUGGGCGUACGGUCUUUGAUCGCCUUGAGCAGCGUAUUCGAAACGUACUCGCAAGUCUCGCAAAGUGA
Messenger RNA from Pseudogymnoascus destructans, 243 nucleotides. RefSeq lists its product as uncharacterized. The record is from RefSeq and is a predicted model, not a curated record. The transcript is spliced from 2 exons. Lineage: Eukaryota; Fungi; Ascomycota; Leotiomycetes; Thelebolales; Thelebolaceae. The coding region runs from base 1 to 243 and encodes 80 amino acids.